Molecule: messenger RNA, 800 nt
Organism: Amyelois transitella
Lineage: Eukaryota; Metazoa; Arthropoda; Insecta; Lepidoptera; Pyralidae
Product: neurogenin-3
Exons: 1
Coding region: 43-654 (203 amino acids)
Molecular function (GO): protein dimerization activity
Source: RefSeq, a predicted model, not a curated record
AGUAGGUAUUGUGGUGAUUUACUGGAUGGACUUUAAGUAUUUAUGUCAUUGACUACAUCAGUGUACAUGAACGGAACGGGGCAAGUGGGCGGAGUGAGCGUAUUUUUCAAGCGGAAUCCGAGUGCGGGCGGUGUCUCCGUCGCGUGGGGCGGCUGCGCGACCACAUCGAGACUCCACUCCAUGCCCGAGCACGACACGUAUCAGCUGCGUCCGCGCGCUGCGCGCAGCCGAGAGCCGCGCGCGCGCCGCACGCCUCAGCCUCUCAGCAAAUACAGGAGGAAAACUGCUAACGCGCGCGAAAGAAGUCGAAUGCGAGAAAUCAAUCGCGCCUUCGAAGCCCUACGCAGAGCCGUCCCGGCUGCUGCCAUCACGGGAGCUCCAAUGCCCUGCGAAAAACUCACUAAGAUAACGACCCUUCGUCUCGCUAUGCGAUACAUAUCAGCUCUAUCGGCCACACUCCGAGAAUCAAGUCCCGAAGGAGACUCAACGCCGAGACCCGAACGAUGGCCAUCACCCUACUGCUCGGAUCUGUCAGAAUUCUCCACGGAACAGGAAUUGGAAACCACGUCCGAGUUCGCAGAGGACUCCCUCUCGCCAUUCGACUCCUUCUUGGCGGAAUUCGAUUACGAUUAUAUUGACAGAACUUUUUCGUGAUAGUGAAGUGUUAAGUUGCCAAUGGACUGGUAUCUUUGAUUAGGUAUUUGCAAUUUUCACUUUGCCAUAAUAUUAAUUAAUUAAUAUAUUUUAUGAUGAUUUUUUUGAAUUAUUUAUGUUUUAAUAAAUUUUCAUUGUUUUUGUUA